Molecule: messenger RNA, 5220 nt
Organism: Ochotona curzoniae (black-lipped pika)
Lineage: Eukaryota; Metazoa; Chordata; Mammalia; Lagomorpha; Ochotonidae
Gene: CUL7
Product: cullin 7
Exons: 25
Coding region: 98-5164 (1688 amino acids)
Biological process (GO): ubiquitin-dependent protein catabolic process
Cellular component (GO): Golgi apparatus
Molecular function (GO): ubiquitin protein ligase binding
Source: RefSeq, a predicted model, not a curated record
CCCAAACUCCUGGCCCAGCCUUGGUGUUCCCACCACUCCCUCUGGCUGGCUGCAGCGGGCCUGUUUCUGUUUCUCCUUGUGUGUCCCAGGUGCCAAGAUGGUGGGGGAACUGCGCUACAGAGAAUUCAGGGUCCCCCUGGGACCCGGUCUGCAUGCCUACCCCGAGGAGAUGAUCCGCCAGCGGGUGGGCCACGACGGCCACCCCGAAUUCCAGAUCCGCUGGCUCAUCCUGAGGCGUGGGGAUGAGAGCGAAGGGGCCUCCGGCCAGGUGGACUGCAAGGCCGAGCACAUCCUGCUGUGGAUGUCCAGCGAUGACAUCUAUGCCAACUGCCACAAGAUGAUGGACGAGGACGGCCAGGUCUUGGGGCCCUCGCAGGAGUCAGCGGGGGCCCUAGACAAGUCUGUGCUGGGCGAGAUGGAGGUCGAUGUGAAGGGCUUGAUUCAGAGGGCUCUUCGGCAGCUGGAGGAGUGUGUGGGCACCACUCCUCCGGCACCGCUACUGCACACCGCUCACGUGCUCAGUGCCUAUGCCAGCAUCGAACCCCUCGCGGGGGUAUUCAAAGACCCCAAGGUCUUGGACUUGCUAAUGCACAUGCUGAACAGUCCUGAUUAUCAGAUCCGCUGGAGCGCAGGCCGGAUGAUACAAGCCUUGUCCUCCCAUGAUGCUGGGACCCGGACCCAGAUUCUUCUGUCAUUGAGUCAGCAAGAAGCCAUUGAGAAACAGCUGGAUUUUGACAGCCGCUGUGCUCUGCUAGCACUGUUUGCCCAGGCCACGCUGGCGGAACAUCCCAUGUCUUUUGAAGGCAUUCAGCUGACACAGGUGCCGGGAAGACUGCUGUUCGCUUUGGUGAAGCAUUAUCUGCAAGCCACCUUCCUCCUGGACCAGCUGAACAGCAGCACUAGACAAUCGGGAGCCCAGAAUGAGGACUUGAGUAGGAACCGGAGUCGGCUGGAGCUGGAGUUCAGCAUGGUCAUGGGCACCCUGAUCUCAGAGCUGGUGCGGGCCAUGCGCUGGGAUCAGGCUGGCAACAGGACAGGGACUUGGUCACACUCCCCCGAUUCCAUCUUCCAGCCUCAGGGGGCAGAUGCUGAUGAUACACAGCUCCCAGCCGCCCAGGCUCAGCCCUUUGUCUACGGGUCAAAGAGAUUUCGCCCUCGCUCUCAGUUCGCCAGUGGCAAUACUUACGCCUUGUACGUGCGUGACACUCUGCAGCCUGGGAUGCGGGUGCGGAUGCUGGAUAACUUUGAGGAGAUCAGUGCCGGUGAUGAGGGCGAGUUCCGACAGAGCAACAGCGGCAUGCCACCUGCACAGGUGUUCUGGGAGUCAACAGGUCGCACCUACUGGGUGCACUGGCACAUGUUGGAGAUUCUGGGCUUCGAGGAAGACAUCGAGGACAUGGCCGUUGCUGAUCAGUAUCAGCAGACAGUGGGAGCCCUGGAUCAAGCCCUGCCCUCCCUGCGCUGGAAGCCCAUGAGCGAGCUCUAUGCCGCGCCUUACGUGCUGCCUGAUGAUGACGAUUCCGAGGAGAGGGAGCACCUGACACAGGCUGAGUGGUGGGAGCUCCUUUUCUUCAUCAGGCAGCUAGAGGAGUCGGACCACCAGGUCAUCUUGCAGCUGCUCCAGGAGAACUUGGAUGGGGAGCACAUUCUGGAUGAUGAGAUCCUCUCUGAGCUGGUCGUUCCCAUAGAGUUGGCCCAGGAAAUGAUGCUGUCUAUGCCACAGAAACUGGAUGACAACAGCCUUAGGGACCUCGUCAACUGCCGCAUCUACAGAAAAUACGGGCCUGCGGCCCUGACCAGCCAGGCAGCCUACCAGGCCUCUCUAGAAACUGAGCAACAGGUCCUCCCACCUGAAGCCCAGCCCCAGGAAUCGGAAGGUGCAGCCAAAGCAGAAGCCCAAGAAGCACCGUGCUGGAGCCCUGGUUCCCCUCUGCAGCGUCUGGCAGAGGAAUGCAGCCCCACUGGGAAAGUCCUCCUGGACCUGGAGCGGGCACUGGGCUCUGAGGGCAGUCGGGAGAGUGCUGUUGCACCCUGCCUGCUGCAGCUCCAGCGACACCCCCAGCCCUUCCUGGUGCUGAUGCAGAGCCUUGGCACACCUGCCACCAACCGGGCACUGCACCUGUCUGCUUUGAGAAUCCUGACACAGCUGGUGGACUUCCCUGAGGCCCUGCUGCUGCCCUGGCACGAGGCCAUGAGUGCCUGCAUGGCCUGCCUGCAGUCCCCAAAAACUGACCGAGAGGUGCUCCAAGAGCUAAUCCUCUUCCUACACCGCCUGACCUCGGCAAGCCGGGACUACGCCGUUGUGCUCAAUCAGCUGGGAGCCCGCGAUGCCAUCUCCAAGGCCCUGGAGAAGCACCAUGGGAAGCUGGAGCUGGCACAGGAGCUGCGAGACAUAGUGUUUAAGUGCGAGAAGCAUGCCCACCUGUACCGGAAGCUUACUACCAACAUCCUGGGUGGCUGCAUCCAGAUGGUGCUGGGCCAGAUCGAAGACCACAGACGAACCCACAGGCCCAUCAACAUCCCCUUUUUUGAUGUGUUCCUCAGACAUCUCUGUCAAGGCACCAGUGUGGAAGUAAAAGAGGACAAGUGCUGGGAGAAGGUGGAGGUGUCCUCCAACCCACAGCAGGCUGGCAAGCUGACGGACCGCAACCCCAAGACCUACUGGGAGUCCAGCAGCAGCUCUGGCUCCCACUUCAUCACCUUGCACAUGCGCCAGGGCAUCCUUAUUAGGCAGCUGAUCCUGCUGGUGGCCAGUGAAGACUCGAGUUACAUGCCUGCCCGGGUGGUCGUGUGUGGGGGUGACAACGCCAGCUCUCUCACCACAGAGCUCAACUCGGUGAACGUGUUGCCCUGUGCCAGCCGUGUGGUCCUGCUGGAGAACUUGACCCACCCUUGGCCUGUCAUCCAGAUCCGCAUCAAGCGCUGCCAUCAGGGUGGCAUGGACACACGCAUCCGGGGAGUGGAGGUCCUUGGCCCCAAAACUACAGGCUGGCCAGUGUUCCGGGAGCAGCUGUGUCGUCACACACGCCUCUUCUACAUGAUCCGGGCACAGUCCUGGAGCCAGGACAUAGCAGAGAACCGCAGGAGCCUGCUGCACCUGAGUUCUCGGCUCAAUGGGGCUUUGCGCCAGGAGCAGAAUUUUGCUGAUUACUUCCUUCCUGACGAUGAGGCCGCCCAAGCACUGGGCAAGACCUGCUGGGAGGCCCUGGUCAGCCCCCUGGUGCAAAACAUCACCUCCCCCGAUGAGGAGGGUGUCAGCCCCCUGGGCUGGCUGCUGGACCAGUACCUGGAGUGUCGGGAGGCUUCUCACAAUCCGCAGAGCCGCGCAGCAGCCUUCUGCUCCAGGGUGCGCCGCCUCACACACCUGCUGGUACACGUGGAGCCCUGCCAGGCGCCGCCGCCUCCAGUCAUCGCCACUCCUCGGCCCAAGGGCCGGAAUCGAAGCCACGACUGGAGCUCUCUGGCCACGCGGGGUCUCCCCAGCAGUAUCAUGAGAAACCUGACACGCUGUUGGCAAGCCGUGGUGGAGGAGCAGGUCCACAGCUUUCUGGUCUCACACUGGCGAGAUGAGAACUUUGUCCCGCGCUAUUGCGAGCACUUUUACAAUCUACGGAAGUCAAGCACUGAGCUGUUUGGGCCCCGAGCGGCCUUCCUGCUUGCACUGCAGAACGGCUGUGCUGCUGCCCUGCUGAGGCUCCCUUUCCUUGCAGCUGCCCACGUGAGCGAGCAGUUUGCCCGGCACAUUGACCAGCGUAUUCAGGGCAGCCGCAUUGGUGGGGCGCGGGGGAUGGAGAUGCUGGCACAGCUGCAGCGCUGCCUGGAGACGGUCCUCCUCUUCUCGGGCCUGGAGAUGGCAACCACCUUCGAGCAUUAUUACCAGCACUACAUGGCGGACCGUCUCUUGAGUAUGGGCUCCAGCUGGCUGGAGGGGGCCGUGCUGGAGCAGAUUGGCCUGUGUUUUCCCAACCGCCUGCCCCAGCAGAUGCUAAGGAGCCUGAGCACCUCUGAGGAGCUGCAGCGCCAGUUCCACGUGUACCAGCUCCAGCGGCUUGAUCAGGAGCUGCUGAAGCUGGACGACGCAGAGAAAAGGAUACAGGUGGGUGCCAGUGCCGGCAGCCAGGAGCCUGAGAGCCAGAGGAAGACUGUCAGGUCGGCUGCAGCUAUGAGGUUUUUGGAGGAAGAGGAGGAUAACAAGGACUUUUACUAUGAAGGAGUGAUGCCGGAAGUGUCUGUGCUUGUCCUGUCCCCCCGCUGUUGGCCUGUCUCCUCUAUAUCCCACAUCAUGGACCCCAGGAUCUGCAUACCUUCCUUUCUACGGGGCACUCUGAACCGAUACUCCAACUUUUACAGCAGGACUCAGCGCCACCCUGUCGUAGAUGGAGGUCUGCAGAGGCAAAUUCAGUGGACGUGGCUGGGCCGAGCUGAGCUGCAGUUUGGGGACAAUCUCCUACAUGUGUCCACCAUACAGAUGUGGCUGCUGCUGUACUUCAAUGAUCUGAAGACUGUCUGUGUGGACAGCCUGGUGGCACUUUCGGGGCUCUCUGUGGAACUGCUGAACCAGGCCAUCAGGCCACUGACCUCGUCCCGAGGCCCCUUGGACUUUCAUGAGCAGGAGAACAUUCCAGGAGUGUGUAUUUCAGGGGUGCUCAAGGUUCGAGAUGAGGAGCCAACACCUAGGAGGAGUAGCGUGUGGCUCAUCCCGCCCCAGACCUACAUGAAAGCUGAAGGUGAAGGGGGCCGCAACCUGGAGAAGAGACGGAACCUGUUGAACUGCCUCAUAGUCCGCAUCCUCAAAGCCCAUGGGGACGAGGGACUGCACAUUGACCAGCUAGUCUGCUUGGUGUUGGAGGCCUGGCGCAAAGGCCCAUGUCCACCCCGCAGCCUGCUCUACAGCCUUGGCAAGAACUCCACCUGCAGCAGCACCGACGUCCUCUCAUGCAUUCUGCACCUGCUGGGCAAGGGCACGCUGAGGCGCCAAGAUGAUCGGCCCCAGAUCCUAAUCUACGCGGUCCCUGUGACUGUGAUGGAGCCCCACCUGGAAUCCCUGAGCCCAGGCUCCUUGGGCCCAAAUCCCCCCCUCACCUUCCAUACUCUGCAGAUUCGCUCUCGGGGGGUGCCCUAUGCCUCCUCCACUGGCACCCACAGCUUUUCCACUUUCCGAUAGCUAUGGGAGAGUCUGGAAGUGGGGCUUUCUACAGAAUAAAACACAAGCAUUUGAUU